Molecule: messenger RNA, 3386 nt
Organism: Neopsephotus bourkii (Bourke's parrot)
Lineage: Eukaryota; Metazoa; Chordata; Aves; Psittaciformes; Psittacidae
Gene: SEMA4D
Product: semaphorin 4D
Exons: 18
Coding region: 34-2562 (842 amino acids)
Biological process (GO): semaphorin-plexin signaling pathway; negative chemotaxis; neural crest cell migration
Molecular function (GO): chemorepellent activity; semaphorin receptor binding
Source: RefSeq, a predicted model, not a curated record
UCCAAGGAGCCCCAGAGAGCAAGAACACUGAAGAUGGCUCUAUGUGUUUUUUAUGCAGUUUGGGGUUUUUUACUGGAAGUAGCAAUAGCAUUUGGCCCAGUACCGAGGAUCACUUGGGAACACAAAGAGGUCCAGCUCAUACAUUUUCAUGAAUCGGAAGUGUCAAACUAUUCAACCUUGCUGUUAAGUGAAGACAAAGAUGUUCUAUAUGUAGGAGCCAGAGAAGUGAUCUUUGCAUUAAACGCACUGAAUAUUGCUGAAAAGCAGCACGAGUUACACUGGAAGGUCACAGAGGAUAAAAGGACUAAAUGUGCAGUCAAGGGCAAAUCAGAACAGACAGAGUGUCGUAAUUAUGUGCGUGUAUUGCAACAGCUGAAUGAUACUUUUCUCUAUGUGUGUGGAACUAACGCGUUUCAGCCAACAUGUGAUUACCUGAAUUUGAUUUCAUUUGAACUUGGAGGUAAAAAUGAAGAUGGUAAGGGCAGAUGUCCAUUUGAUCCUGCUCAAAGCUACACAUCUGUUAUGGUUGAUGAGGAGCUUUAUUCCGGGACUUCCUACAAUUUUUUGGGAAGUGAACCUAUCAUUUCACGGCAUUCCCAUCAAAGCCCUCUCAGAACAGAGUAUGCGAUACCUUGGCUUAAUGAGCCUAAUUUUGUUUUUGCUGAUGUCAUAAGAGCAGACCAAAACAGCACAGAUGGAGAAGAUGACAAGAUAUACUUCUUUUUCACUGAGGUGCCUGUGGAGUAUGAAUUUCUUGGAAAACUGAUGAUUCCAAGAAUAGCUAGAGUGUGCAAGAGGGACCAAGGAGGAUUAAGGACCUUGCAGAAAAAAUGGACUUCCUUUCUGAAGGCCAGAUUGAUUUGUACCAACCCUGAUAAGAAUUUAGUUUUCAAUAUUAUCAAUGAUGUUUUUAUACUCAAGUCUACAACUUUGAAGGAGCCAGUGAUAUACGGAGUCUUCACACCACAACUGAAUAACGUGGGGCUGUCUGCAGUGUGUGCAUACAAUCUGUCUACUGUAGAAGAGGUUUUCUUGAAAGGAAAAUACAUGCAGAGCGCUACAGUAGAACAGUCUCAUACAAAGUGGGUACGAUACAAUGGGGAAAUUCCUCAUCCUCGACCUGGUGCGUGCAUAAACAAUGAAGCUAGAGCAUCAAACUAUAUGAGUUCUCUGAAUUUGCCAGACAAAACAUUGCAGUUUGUUAAAGAUCAUCCCCUAAUGGAUGACUCAGUGACUCCAAUGGGAGACAGACCUCGACUAGUAAAACGAGAUGUGAAGUACACCCAGAUUGUAGUAGACAGAGUCAGAGCACUCAAUGGCUCCAUAUAUGAUGUUAUGUUCAUCAGUACAGAUCGAGGAGCCCUGCACAAAGCUAUCAGCUAUGAAAAUGGAAUGCAUAUUAUUGAAGAAACACAACUUUUCCCCAAAUUUGAGCCAGUCCAAACUCUCUUGCUUUCAUCUAAAAAAGGCAGAAGAUACCUCUAUGCUGGUUCUAAUUCUGGUGUAGUUCAGUCUCCAGUUGCAUUCUGUGACAAGUACACCACUUGUGUUGACUGUGUUUUAGCAAGGGAUCCUUACUGUGCUUGGAAACCCUAUGAAGCUUCCUGUGUUGAUAUUUUUAAAGAAAAUGAAAUUGAAAGGAGCUGGAUUCAGAACAUAGGUGGAGAUGCAUCAUCUUGUUCUGAUAAAGUAAGCGAGAAUUCCCUACAGCAUACAUUCAAGCAUGGGAGCACAGCAGAACUCAAGUGUUCUCAAAAGUCCAAUCUGGCACAGGUAGUUUGGAAGUUCAGAGAUGAUGUGCUGAGAGUGGAGAGUCCCAAGUACCGUCUGCUGGAAAAGGCACUGCUCAUCUUCAAUUUAUCAGAAGGAGACAGCGGUGUUUACCAGUGUUUGUCAGAAGAAAAAGUGAAGAAUAAGAAAUUUUCUCAAGUGCUGGCUAAGCAUGUCUUGGAACUGAAAAAGAUCCAGCAUACCACGGUGGGCCCCACCGCGGCAGCUGCGCCAACAGAAGCCUCAUCUCCUAUACCUUUCCCUCCUACUGGUACCUCCUUUUUGUCCUGUGUUGGGAGUGACUCAUCUCCUUCACCCACCAGUACCCAGCCUGAUGUUUGGUCUAGCACAGACUCUGUAAAGAUCAUGUUGUUGCCACCUUUCUUAAGUGACCAGGCACAGCAUGUUAGUGUCCGGGGACCCUUUCGCCUCUUCUGCCAAGCCACAGGUCCGGAUGGUUCCUAUUUUGUCUGGAAGAAGAAUGGACAGAAGAUGAAGGCGUGCGUCACUGAGCAAUCUCAUAUGCUGUUUGAUGGCAGAGUGCAUGUCCUGAGUUGGGUGAAAGAUUCAGUAUCAGAAAAUACAGAAUAUAAAUGUUCAUUUGUCUCAGAAGCUGGGAAUACAACAUCAGAAGUGCUCAUCACAGUAGAAGAUAAAGGAAGUAUUACAACUGAACAGAUACCAUCCACUUAUUUCAUCCCCAUGUACAAUUCUCAGAUAGUGCUGGUCAGGAUGGAUGGACCAAAGAAUUCCAUACCUGGAGAAGUGCCAUCAGUGAACAUGACAAGAUGAUGCGAAGCUGGAGAAAAACAUGGGAGAGCUGCAACAAGAAAAACAGCCUCUAAUGCACAAAGGAACAAACAGGCUAGAAGGAGAAAUGCAUGCAAGUUAAGCACAGCCAGCACUCUUAAUAUCACAGCUUUCAAAGACUUACUUUGUAAUGCUGGUAUUAAAAUGGCUAUUCAGGAAGAUCACCUGAAGCUUGAGGUUCAAGAGGGUAUCUUUACUGCACCAAAGAAUAACUAAGUUAUGUGCCAGAAGAGGUGCCACUCUCUCAUGCUGGAACUAUCUUUGGUUUUCUAAAGCCAGUUAUUUCAGGUUAAUGAAGAACAAAAGUGAUCGCAGUAAAAGCUGUGCUGCUGAAACAAUAUAAUAUGAGGUAUGGCUUCUGUUUUGAGUUCAUUAAGCAAGCCAGUUAAUUUUGGGCUUGAGGAUCUUGGCAGAUGAUUUACAGAUUAAUAAUAAGAUGUGGAUCACCUUUAUUUAAAGGCACUUUAACUUGGCUACUUGCUUUCUUUUAACAUGUUUACCCUUAUGCUCUUUUACCAGUCUUUUGAAGAGCAUUCUUUUCAGAUGUCAGCAAGUUAAUUUGUUCUAACACAUUUCUUCUGGUAAUAAAGUUUCUGUACCAAAUAAAGAAGUUCUGACUAAUGCUUGAAAUAUAGAAAUUACAGAGCACCCAAAUUAAAAAUGCUGAAUGAAUACUAAGACUAUUCCUAGUGAACAACUGCAGAAUGAAAAUGUGAGGGCCUACUUAAUCCACAGUGGAACUGUUUUCCUGCACUGCUGUUUGAUGUUCUGUCCUUCUGCAUCUAAUAAAGAAAUGUCUAAGGCAU